AUGUUUGCUUUUGUCCUUUCCUUCUCUUGUAGUUCAUGUUUUUUCAAGGAAGGUACUCUUUGCAACUCGAUACGUCUUCUGUUUUUCCACUGCAAUCUACCGUUUUGCGGCUUCUGCCUUGUGCUUAGACAUAUUUCUUCGGCUGCAUUCACCUCGCUUUCCAACGUUCCAGUAUGUGACUUCCUCCGUUACUCUCGUACAACAUUUAUCAACCAAUCGUCGCUUUCUAUUUUCCUCGCUUUCAUUUAUCUUUAUUUGCUACACUUGUUUCUCUUGUCUUCGCCUUGGGCUGACAAUAAUAUUGAUUCAGUUUGCUGUUACAGUUUCUUUUUUCUUCACGGCUACGCCCAUAAUAUUUCAUUUGCAGCGCAGUUUCUUUGUUUUAAGAAUUCUUUUAAGAUCGAUUUUUUCCUCUACAGCUAUGAAAUAUAUUCACAUAUUUUUUUUUUAUCUUGUCUCUGA
Messenger RNA from Acanthosepion pharaonis, 462 nucleotides. The record is from the annotation of a GenBank genome assembly. Lineage: Eukaryota; Metazoa; Mollusca; Cephalopoda; Sepiida; Sepiidae.